Molecule: messenger RNA, 551 nt
Organism: Moneuplotes crassus
Lineage: Eukaryota; Ciliophora; Spirotrichea; Euplotida; Euplotidae
Source: the annotation of a GenBank genome assembly
AUGUCUGCGCUUGCUUCAGUGAAAAGACUGCAUAAGGAAUUAAUCGAUAUUGGUAAGGAUCCUCCAUCUGGUUGCUCUGCAGGGCCAAUUGAUGAGAAAGAUAUUCAUAGCUGGCAGGCUACUAUUGAAGGACCUGAUGAUUCUCCUUACCAUGGAGGUAUUUUCUUUCUGAAGGUAGAAUUCCCAAGUAAUUACCCGUUCAAGCCUCCCAAGAUAAACUUCACCACAAAGAUUUACCACCCAAACAUUAACUCGAAUGGAAAUAUCUGCUUGGAUAUUCUGAAGGAUCAAUGGAGCCCUGCUCUGACUUUAUCCAAGGUUCUUCUGUCAAUUACGUCUUUGUUGACGGAUCCAAAUCCGGAUGAUCCUCUUGUACCGGAGAUAGCCAAUAUCUAUAAAGAUAACAAAGAGACGUACGAAAGUAAUGCUGCCGAAUGGACAAGACUCUAUGCUAGCGGGGCUUAAGUGCUUGAUUUUUCACCCAAAAUCCCUCGUAAUUGCUUAUUCUGACUGACUCCCAACUGAUAAAUUUUGAUUUCAACUAAAUUAUU